UAAUAGAUAAAACUUGUUAAAGUCGGAAAAACACAGAAAUUAUGGCAGCCCAAGUUAUGGCAGGCUGCAGUGCGACGGGACUGCGUGAUGUUUGCGAGAAUCCAGAUCUGUGGGCCUAUGUCAGGACAUUGAAGGAACAUGCCGAUGACAAUGUAACGAAUGGAAAGCUUCUGGAGGGCACGCAAUCCCAAUCCUUGAGCUUCGAUAUAUCCUCGGCCGUGUUUUACUUUGGCUUCUGUGCCUUGAUCUCGCACCUCUUGCUGGCGGGCGUCACAGCUGUCAUAGUACACAAAUGCGUCUCCCUCAAGAUGGUGCACACAGCGGGGCAUGCCUUCUACUGUACAGUGGCUUUUGUUUUCUUUCUGGGCGAAGCUCUGCUUGUGCGUCACAGUGGAAUUUUGGUGCUCUGGCUGGGCAUAUCUAAUGUGGAUCUAUUGCACAGUGCUCUUGGCCUACUCGCCUUUGGCAUCGGCGUUGGCGGCGUUGGCAUCAAAACCUUGCAGAAGCGAGAGCGCAAGCGCGAAGAUCCAAAUGCUACGGUUAGGCACUUCCGCAGUAAUCACGGAUUCUCUGGCAUUGUCGGGUGCGCUCUGCUGCUGUGCUGCAUUCUCAGCGGCCUGCCGUUAUAUUUCUACACAAACAAAUCUCUACAGCUCGUUCAUCGCUUUUGCGCUCUCGGCAGUUUUGCAACACUGAUGACUUCACAGAUGUUCAGCUACAACACUGGCUUCGCUCGCCGCCAAUGGAAAGCUCACCAUGUCCGGCUGCUCAAGCUGUUUACAUUUAUUGCACUGAUCACAACAAUGAACUAUGAAUUUAGGAGAUUUGCGCGAGAAAUUGUUAGCUUAAUAAUGAGAGAAGUGUGGCAUUAGCUUAACGGGAAGUUAAAUGUUGUUCAUUU
Drosophila arizonae is the source of this 901-nucleotide messenger RNA. RefSeq lists its product as uncharacterized. NCBI's taxonomy places the organism in Eukaryota, Metazoa, Arthropoda, Insecta, Diptera, Drosophilidae. The record is from RefSeq and is a predicted model, not a curated record.